Molecule: messenger RNA, 399 nt
Organism: Geodia barretti
Lineage: Eukaryota; Metazoa; Porifera; Demospongiae; Tetractinellida; Geodiidae
Source: the annotation of a GenBank genome assembly
GGGCAGCUCUUCUGUGAAACAGGUGGACGGUAUCAGAACCUGGUCACAUCUGUCUUUGUAUUACGAGUGGAGGCUUUUGAUUCGAACCGACGGAGUGUGUAUUGCAAUGCUUUCACAACUUACGUGGAUGCGGAUAUUGUGAGCCCCGGGCUAGUGGAAGAUGGAGUCAAGUGUGGGAGAAACAAAUGGUGCUAUGAGCAGCAGUGUCGCGACUUUUCAGUCACACCAUGCCCCAGAGGGCCCAAUGCGGAAAUCUGCUCUGGCAAUGGAAAAUGCAACAACGAUAACCAAUGUACCUGUCUAAAUGGUUUCUCGGGCUCAACCUGCGAGAUCAGACCAAUAAUCAACGAGUGUGCACUGGGUAUACACAACUGUGAACAUGUGUGCAUCGAUACACUA